Molecule: messenger RNA, 1774 nt
Organism: Cyanistes caeruleus (blue tit)
Lineage: Eukaryota; Metazoa; Chordata; Aves; Passeriformes; Paridae
Gene: ADM
Product: adrenomedullin
Biological process (GO): adenylate cyclase-activating G protein-coupled receptor signaling pathway; adrenomedullin receptor signaling pathway; positive regulation of heart rate
Cellular component (GO): extracellular region
Molecular function (GO): adrenomedullin receptor binding; hormone activity
Source: RefSeq, a predicted model, not a curated record
CACGAGCGCACACUCACCCGCUCACUCACCUGACUUUUGAAACACUUUGCUUGGGGCAAGAUGCGAAAGAAACAUCUCACCACUCAUUCCUUCCUGCCGAGUGUCUCUCGCUGGCCAGGGGACCCUGGAGUCCCAGGGUGCAGAUCUCCUGGGGCAUUUCCCUCGGUCCCGGCGAAUUUGCACAGCGACAAGUAAGCGGAGACACGCUCCAUCCGCUGCUGGCUUCCAGCACCCCCUGCGAAGCCGGACCUCUGCAUUGCUGAAGCGUCACGGGGCAAAGACGUUAAAGACUGCAAAAAACCCAACAACAAGGUGGUCAGAAUGAGGUUUUGCUGCUGGCCAGCCGGGAGAAUGCUGUUAGAGACCCCGAUCCUGCCCUGCUUUAGCUUUCUGGCCGGGAAGUAACCGCACUCACGUCCGUGGAGGUUUGAAGAUUGGGAAUAGCACAAGAUCUUCCCGGAGCCCGUAACCCCAGGAGUUACAGUGACCCUCUGUUUGCCCCUAAGCAAUACCGCUUGCUCUGUUCCAAGGCACAGAACUGGGUUCUAAACUUCAUCUGCCAAAAAAAUUGAAUCGUGAUAUACUUAAAUAGAUCAAGUAAAUCAAAUUCAUUUUGUUAGAUAGAAAAAUGCACCCAAGUUGAGUAAUAAAUAUUAAUGAUGCCCGAUUUGCCACCUCCUUACUUAUGUAAAGAAGGCUGUCAUUCCAAUUACUCAUUAUAAAUUCACGUUGUCCAAAUAUGGAUUUAUUUUUGUAACUUUGAUAUUUGAUGGAUUUUCAUGGAUUUUGGAAUGGAUUGAAUCUGGUUCCCACUCCCCUGCUUUCACCCACCUGAAGCUAAAAUGUCUAGAAUGAGAAAUUAUGUUACAGACAGCGUAAAUGUAAUUAUAUAUCGGCGGCUAAAAAGUCUGUCCCCAGUAAAACAGGCUGAGGGGGUCAUCGGAUUUUGCAAGUUGUGCCAUGACUCAGAAUCCUAAAAGCUGCCGUUAUAAUUAACAAAAUACCAAGGGGGUUGUUUAAGAUAAUUUUCAAUAAUCCUCUUAUUCGCCCCCCCCCCCAAGGUUGCCCCCAAUCCAGGUCAGAAUGCUUAAGGAGUGCUUGAAAUGUGGGGGUGGGGGGUGCCAAAAGAGAGAUCGCCCAGCCACGCCAAGGUCCACCCACUUCUCAGAGCUGCUCUAUAAAAGCGAGCAGUGGAGCGCAGAGCUCGGCAGUGAUUACUUCACACACACACACACACACACACACAAAGGAGGAGUUCUCGCUCCUCAGGAAACCCUGCAAGCUCGGAUCGCUACUACAAAAACAUUUGUCUCAGUGGAUUAUCCUCACUGUCAGCAGGAGCCCAGCCAGAAUGAAACUAGUUCACGUAGCCCUGCUCUAUCUCGGCUCUGUGACCUUCUUCGGGGUGGAUGCUGCAAGGGUGGACGUAGCGACAGAGUUCAAAAGAAAAUGGACGAAAUGGGCACUAAGCCGAGCCAAGCGGGACGUGAAGCCUGCGAGCGUGCUCCGAGCGCUGGGGGCAGCAGCCGACGCGCUGCCUCUCAUACGCACUCAGGACGUGAAGGAGGAUUCCCGAGUCUCGCCUCCCAGCAACCGGGAGGAUGCUCACAUCCGCGUCAAGCGCUACCGCCAGAGCAUUAACAGAUUCCCCCACUUCCAAACAAAGGCGUGCCGCUUCGGGACGUGCACGGUGCAUUGGCUGGUCGACGAGCUCCACAGGGCGGCCGUCAACGACAGGAACGAUGCCGCCCCCCCCAACAAGAUCAGCCCCCAG